Molecule: messenger RNA, 6883 nt
Organism: Pieris rapae (cabbage white)
Lineage: Eukaryota; Metazoa; Arthropoda; Insecta; Lepidoptera; Pieridae
Gene: alpha-Man-IIb
Product: alpha-mannosidase 2
Exons: 8
Coding region: 424-3801 (1125 amino acids)
Biological process (GO): mannose metabolic process; protein deglycosylation; N-glycan processing
Cellular component (GO): Golgi membrane
Molecular function (GO): carbohydrate binding; alpha-mannosidase activity
Source: RefSeq, a predicted model, not a curated record
GUAUCACUUAGGAUUAAAUGAGCCUCUGCUUUAGAUUAGAAUAGUAACUUUACUGUGGACUAACGAUUUAGUUGUAUGUAAUGUAUAGCGGGAGUCAAAGUAGCAGAUCCUUCCAACCCUGUUAACAUACAUUGUUAAGCAACUGUGACUUAUUUCUAGAUUUAGACUAGAUUCGUUUUGUCUUUAGGUAUAUCGUAGAACCUUAGAACAAAUAGUAGCCGAUAUUAGAUAAUUCCUAUAGGAUAAUCUUAAUUUAUAGCCAAGAGCUUAAGAUUUUACUGUAUCAAUAAGUAUUGCAGAUUAGAUAACAGUAAUUGUUAUUAAAAGACGGGUUUAGGUGAACAGUAAUAAAUAUAUUGUACUUAUUCCGGACGUCAAGCUAAAAACUAUCUAGUAUCACUCGUAUAGACUGUAUUUUUGAACAUGAGGUCAACACGGUGGCUUCGCUGUCGUCCAUUCUCCACCCGUUUCUUAAUCGUCUCAUUUUUGGCAAUAGCGUUUGCAAUCUAUUGCUAUUAUUAUAACCUGUCGCUGGCGUCUUACACAAAAUCAACUAACAACUUAAGCAGCGAAAGGGUCAUCCAUCUAAAACGUUCCCGUGGCCAAGAUCCAGUAAAAUUGCCACAAUGUCCAGUGGUCCGCGAAAGCGUGGCGGAGAUUGAUACAGUUUCCAUUUUUCCAUCAUUUGAGUUUCAGCCAAACUGGUUACGUACAAAGGAGUUUUGGGACCGUAGUUUUGAAGAGAGAUAUGAAAACAAUAAAAACGACAGUCGCCGUCCAAAGUUAAAGGUUAUCGUAGUACCGCAUUCCCAUAAUGAUCCUGGGUGGCUGAAGACGUUCGAACAAUAUUUUGAAACAAAAACUAAAAAUAUAAUCGACAACAUAGUCAUGAAAUUAAACCAAUACCCUAAUAUGACUUUUAUUUGGACUGAGAUUUCUUUCUUAAACGCCUGGUGGGAGAGGUCUCAUCCCGUUAAACAAAAGGCUCUUAAGAAGUUGGUGAAAGAAGGUCGCCUUGAAAUAACUACGGGGGGAUGGGUAAUGCCCGACGAAGCCUGUACACAUAUCUAUUCUCUGAUUGACCAGUUUAUAGAAGGACACGUCUGGGUAAAAGCAAAUCUCGGAGUAGCUCCAAGAAUUGGGUGGUCCAUAGAUCCUUUUGGCCAUGGAGCGACCGUCCCUUACCUACUCGAUAAAAGCGGCUUAGAAGGCGCCAUUAUUCAACGAAUUCACUACGCUUGGAAACAAUGGUUUGCCCAGAGGCAAAUAGAAGAGUUUCACUGGAUGCCGGGAUUCUCAUCCGCUAAGCCUUCCCUAAUCGUUCACAACCAACCUUUUGACAUUUACUCAAUAAAAAGCACCUGUGGUCCACAUCCAGCCAUAUGUCUUAGUUUCGAUUUCAGAAAAAUUCCUGGGGAAUAUUCCGAGUAUACCGCUAAACAUGAAGAUAUUACAGAACAUAACCUUCACAGUAAAUCCAAAACACUCAUGGAAGAAUAUGAUCGUAUUGGGACAUUGACGAAACACAAUGUUGUUCUGGUACCAUUGGGAGACGACUUUAGGUAUGAGUACGGCAUUGAAUUUGAUGCACAAUACGUCAAUUAUAUGAAAAUGUUUAACUAUAUUAACAAACACAAAGACCUCUUUGACGCUGAGGUCAGCUUUGGAACUCCUAUAGAUUACUUUAAUGCAGUGAAAGAGCGUAGUAAUGAUAUACCAACAUUAAGAGGGGACUUUUUCGUGUACUCAGAUAUAUUCAGUGAAGGGAAACCGGCAUAUUGGUCUGGCUAUUACACGACAAGGCCAUACAUUAAGAUAGUCGCUCGUCAAUUCGAACACCAACUACGUACCGCUGAAAUCUUAUUCUCACUGGUCUCAAACUUCUUGCGACAAUCUAAUAAACACAUGUUUGAAUCAUCAGAACGAAAACUCGAAAAGUACUAUGAACAAUUGAUAUACGCUCGUCGGAAUCUUGGGCUUUUUCAACAUCACGAUGCGAUUACAGGAACUUCAAGAGCCAGCGUGAUGUAUGACUAUGGAACUAAAUUGUUCACUAGUUUGUAUCACUGUAUUCGUUUACAAGAAGCCGCGCUUACCACGCUAAUGAUACCUGACAGUAAACUUCACACGCAAAGUAUUCUUCAAAGUGAACUGGAGUGGGAAAGUUACGGUAAACAACCGAAGAAAUUACAUAUUUCAGUAAUAGAUAAGAAGAUUGUUGUCCUUUUCAAUCCACUCGCGGAAAAAAGAACUGAAGUCGUAACUCUUCGAUCCAAUACUACAAGUGUUCGCGUGUAUGAUACGCACAAUAAAAAAUAUGUACAGUAUCAAAUUACACCCAAUAUUCAUGUACUGGAUAAUGGAAGAUUUACUAUUAGUGAUGUCAAUUUCGAAGUCAGCUUUGUGGCCCACUUGGACGCCUUAAGUGUCGUGACGUACAAACUCGAGGAAUACACCAAUCAAUCGCAUCAUUGCACAAUAUUUUGCAAUAACUGUACCGAACAAAAAACUGAUUCUGAAAAACAAAACAAUUUUGUAAUUGAAAAAAUGUUGCCCGGAAAUAUUCAACUGGAGAAUGAUGUAAUGAAAUUAUUAGUCGACAGGAACUCUGGAUUCUUAAGACAAAUAUAUAGAAAAGACGUAAGAAAAAAAAAUAUUGUGGACAUUCAAUUUGGGGCUUACCAGAGUGCACAACGACAUUCCGGUGCAUAUUUAUUCAUGCCAGAUUUUGAUCCACCCGAAAAAGAUGUCCUAACAGCUUACAGCAAAGGAACAUCACAGGAUGAAAACGUUGUCAUAGUAUCUGGACCAGUCUCCACAGAAAUAACAACAAUGUAUUUACCAUUUUUAGUUCAUACUCUUAGAAUUUAUAAUGUUGACGAUCCAGCUCUCUCUCAUGGUAUUUACGUUGAGAAUGUCGUUGAUUUUGAAAGUCCACCAAAGAAUAGGGAUACCGAAUUGUACAUGCGAAUACAGACGAACUUACAGAAUGGGGAAGUACCAGAAUUUUACACUGACCAAAAUGGUUUUCAGUAUCAACGCAGGGUUAAAGUCGACAAAUUAGGCAUCGAAGCGAACUAUUAUCCCAUAACCACAAUGGCGUGGAUACAAGAUGACGAGACUCGCCUUACGUUGCUUACCAAUCAUGCUCAGGGUGCGGCAGCGUUCGAGCCGGGAAGACUUGAAGUAAUGUUAGAUCGACGAACUUUGUAUGAUGACUUUAGAGGUAUAGGUGAAGGGGUCGUAGAUAAUAAACCAACAGUUUUCUCUAACUGGCUUUUACUGGAGCCUAUCAAUCCAAAGAACUCGAAAAAAGACAAACAUUCACAAAACUCAAGGCAAUUUAAUGAAAAUCACGCUGAUUCGUCUCUAAUAUACGAAUUACCUUCUCGAACAGCCGAUUAUUUGAGUAGAACACUUAAUUACCCUGUCAAUGCCUAUAUUGUAGAUACCAGCGAAGUUGGAGACAUUGAAGUAAAGUCACAUCAAACGUUUUUAGAAAAUUUCCCUCCUGGUGUCCAUCUGGUAUCGUUGCGUACAAUCACCGAUGAAGUAUUAGAACAAUUUCCAAGCAAUUCGUGCUUCUUUAUUAUCCAUAGGCCGGGCAUCAGCUGCAAUAUCGGAGAUUCAAUGUUAAAGCCAAGUACCCAUUUUACAGCAGACACAAAUUUCGUUGGGUUAAACGUUAAUGCCUUAGCGUCAGUGAGCUUGACUGGUAUGAAAACGUUUGAAAAUCUCACUCACUUAGCAAACAUUACUAUAAAUCCGAUGGAAGUUAAGACUUAUAGAAUUCGGUUUUAGAAAAAUAGAAACAUAUAGGGUAACAUAUCGGUGAUUAGCCAUUUAUAAAAACAUUUUAAUCGACGCAUUCUUGUCAUUGAAAACUGUAAUAGAAAGCGUUGACGCGAUAAGUGUUGCUUAUCUAAAUGUUAGUAAAUUAUAGAUUCGUAAUAAUUAAGUGUAUUUGUAUGUCUUGAAUUUUUUUUAUAAUUUAUUUGUAUUAAGAGGUGAAUAAACCAUCAAUAGUGUGCAAUCGACACUGACUGGAAAUCAUGUAGAAACUUUAUUCUCAGAAAUAAGAAAACCCAAGAUAAAGUGCACAUUUGUACCGAAUCCGUCAUAAUUCAUCUAUGCACUUAAUAUACUUUGUUGACAUUUUGUGAUGUCUUGAUUUACUAGAAAAAACUACCUCAGGACCAAAUAGUAUAGUACUAUAAACGAUCUUUUAAUAAUAAUUUAGGUAUAAUUUUAAUAUUUGACUAUAACUGAAUAUAUAAUGUGAGUAUUUUUCCAAUUUAUCAGACGGAAAUAUAGUAUCAAACUGUUACUUCAUAAGUAGUAUCAUCCCUAAUCAAUAAAAAUAAUUUCAUGGGGUUAAAGCACCAAAGUUAAACCCUAUAAUUUAUUAUUGUUUGAGCAAUAAAUGAAAGAAGCCUAAGUAAUCUAUUGCUCAUUCCAGCGUAAAGAGUUUGACAGUGCAAUUAGAUUGAUUUUACUUUUAUGACUAAGGAUGAACUUGAUAAAAUAUCUAAGACUAGUAUACAAAUAACAUUUCUUAAAUGUCAAUUCCAUCAACAUCUAUGCCAUCUCAAGUAAUAUAUACUUGAGAUGGCAUAGAUGUACAAUAUCGCAUUUAUAUAUUAUAUACACUUAUAUUUAUUAAUAUCAAUUAAUUAUCUGUAUUAAUUUUUUAUUAAUAUUUUGAAAUAUUUACGUUUAGUUGGCACACAUUUUUGUGGUGCGGCUUCUAGUAAGUGAUUCGUUGUGAUUUUUUAUAGCUAAGUCUUAUUACCGAUUCUGACGUAGUAGCCUUAUAAAUUGUAAUUUAUACAGCUAGUAUAGCGAGAUGAAAUUAAUCGAUGUUAUUUUUAACGCCACGUUUUCUCGUUGUAGAAUACGCGUAAAAAAUAAACAUAUCAAAGUUAUUUUAGAACAGCAACUAACCGUUAAACAAAUGUUUAUUUAUUUAACGACUUCGUUAAUUCUUUGCGUUUUAAGGUAAGAUCCAGAAUGAUGAUUUAUUGCCAAUUUCAGUUCGUCAAAUACGUAUUAGUUUUAUAAUACGGUAUUAAUAAGCGCGUUAGGGUGUUUUACCAGUUUAUAUAUGUAUUUUUUUUAUGAAAUAAGUAAAAUAUAACAACUAAUAGUCUGCGCGAAAAGAUUCGUGGCGGUGCGAAUAACGUAUGGACAGUAUAAUUUUUAUUUGCUACGGCUUAUUUCAUUUAUUCAUAAAAGUUAGUCUUAGUUUUAUAUUAUAUCUAGUGUACUAUGUAAACGUUACAUAAAUGUUAAUUUAGCACUACAGCGACCUCAAAUGGCAGACUGCUCGCUUUUCGUACGGGCCAAUAGUUUUUAAUACCAAAUCUUACCUUCUUCACCUAACCUGCGACUAUUUUAACAUUCACAUAUUUUUGUAGAUGGCACUGCGUUUAUUCAUUAAAUGUUAAAAACGCCAUCUGCACAUAAACAUGCUUAUCGCUUGACGCGAACAGAAAACGAAUGAUAAUAUUUUAUUUAUUCACAAGAAAUUUUAACAGUUUCAUAUAGUAUUAAUCUAUGAAAUUAUUACGACCUAACAAACAAAUACCUAACACUAAGUGUAUUAUUUAAAUGGAUAAUUUAUUUUAAUAAUCCUGAAUGUGACAGUACUAAUUUUAUCUAGUCUUAUUCGUAUUCGUGUGUGAAGAAAUUUCUCGCAGCAGUAAGACGUUUACGUUAUAUUAAUGUAUUGUGUGAAUUAUGUGUGAUGUUCAUUAUCAUUAAAUACGUCAGAAUUAGACUAAUCAAAUUAUAUUGUUGAAUAGUGUUUAUUUAUUUAAGUUUUAUUUAUUUUGUGUGUUAAAAUAAGAUACUAAAAUGCAGGCUGAUAAUAGAUAGACUAAUUCAGAAUACCGUUUAUAAUAAACUUCUAAAUUACCUUAAUUGUGGUAUGUUUGAUCUUGGUUUCAGCCCGCAUGUUGAUAAGUCUCAGCUUAAUCAAUUAAAUUGUAUUUAAAUUACGCUUUUAACAUUGAGUACAAUAACUACGCAUUCCUUUCCUAAUAUUAUUUGAUAUUGGGGCACAAAACGUAUUUAGAUUAUCAUAAAUUAAACAUUAUUAUAUUAUCUUUAAGAUUCUGCCUAGGAAGAUAAUUUCGAUUGUAACUUUUGCUUAUGGUAUAAUAAAAUAAAAAACUUGUUUUAAAAAUUACGUUUAUUCCCAUUGAUUUAGCCAUUAAACCAAAAAUUAUUAUUAAUUAAAAUGAUCAUUAAUAAUUAGAAUUCUAACAUUAACAUAUAACCUAUACACAUAAAAAACAUAAUUCUAGUAAUAGCAAUUUCAAGAACGUCUAAAAAAACGAACUACUUCUUAAAAUAACACAACACAAUCUUAGUUAUACGAUUCAUCAAUGUUAUCUUUUUUCUACAUAUUGAAAAAUAAUUGCAUAAUAAUAAUAAAUGGACAUAUUUCAAGUAAUAUAUAGUUUACAUCGAUUUCAAUUCUAUUCUAUAAAAGACAAUUCAUUAAGAAGUUUUUAUUGCGAAUGUAUUAUAAUAAAGACAGGGAGCAUUGUUAUGUAAUAUUGGGCAGUCUUUCUAUAGCUCCCAUUGGUUCAACAUAUGGAAGUUUCGAUGUCAACAAUUUUACGUGUUUCAUUUUAACACGAUUGUCAAAGUGAAUAUUUAAUUAGGCAAAUAAUAUAUAAAUUGAAAUUAGUUUACAAUUAAUUAAUUUUGUAUUCGUCGGCACAUAUUUCUUACCAAAUAUCACUGUAUGUACAAUAGAAUUAAUAUUUUCUUGUAGUGCAAUGUUUGGUCAUAUGUAGUACAUAAUAAAGGUAAAAAUGUACAAUAAUUUUGAUCAUCAAUAUUACAAAUAAUAAAAUAAAGUGAUAGAACUUGA